Osmerus eperlanus (European smelt) is the source of this 1809-nucleotide messenger RNA. Its product is annotated as 26S proteasome regulatory subunit 4-like. Gene Ontology annotation, cellular component: proteasome regulatory particle, base subcomplex. Gene Ontology annotation, molecular function: proteasome-activating activity; ATP binding; ATP hydrolysis activity. NCBI's taxonomy places the organism in Eukaryota, Metazoa, Chordata, Actinopteri, Osmeriformes, Osmeridae. Gene Ontology annotation, biological process: proteasome-mediated ubiquitin-dependent protein catabolic process. Bases 21 to 1343 code for a protein of 440 amino acids. The record is from RefSeq and is a predicted model, not a curated record. The transcript has 12 exons.
GGCGACAGACUGAAAAAGCAAUGGGUCAAAGUCAAAGCGGCGGACACGGUCCCGGUGGAGGAAAGAAAGAUGACAAGGACAAGAAGAAGAAGUAUGAGCCACCAAUCCCCACCAGAGUUGGCAAGAAGAAGAAGAGGACAAAGGGGCCUGAUGCUGCCAGCAAGCUGCCUCUAGUCACCCCACACACGCAGUGCCGUCUGAAGCUGCUGAAGCAGGAGAGGAUCAAGGACUACCUCCUCAUGGAGGAGGAGUUCAUCAGGAACCAGGAGCAGAUGAAGCCUCUGGAGGAAAAACAGGAGGAGGAGCGUUCCAAGGUGGAUGACCUGAGAGGAACCCCCAUGUCAGUGGGGAACCUGGAGGAGAUCAUCGAUGACAACCACGCCAUCGUGUCCACCUCGGUGGGCUCGGAGCACUACGUCAGCAUCCUGUCCUUCGUGGACAAGGACCUGCUGGAGCCUGGCUGCUCUGUUCUCCUCAACCACAAGGUCCAUGCAGUGAUCGGGGUGCUGAUGGAUGAUACCGACCCCCUGGUGACGGUGAUGAAGGUGGAGAAAGCCCCUCAGGAGACCUACGCUGACAUAGGAGGACUGGACAACCAGAUCCAGGAGAUCAAGGAGUCAGUGGAGCUGCCCCUGACUCACCCAGAGUACUAUGAGGAAAUGGGCAUCAAACCUCCCAAAGGGGUCAUCCUCUAUGGAGCCCCUGGCACAGGUAAGACCCUGCUGGCCAAGGCGGUAGCCAACCAGACGUCGGCCACCUUCUUGCGUGUGGUUGGCUCGGAGCUGAUCCAGAAGUAUCUAGGAGACGGGCCCAAGCUGGUCCGAGAGCUGUUCAGGGUGGCCGAGGAACACGCCCCAUCUAUCGUCUUCAUAGACGAGAUUGAUGCCAUCGGAACCAAGAGGUAUGACUCUAACUCAGGAGGAGAGAGGGAGAUCCAGAGGACCAUGCUGGAGCUUCUCAACCAGCUGGACGGCUUUGACUCACGAGGAGAUGUCAAGGUCAUCAUGGCCACCAACCGCAUAGAGACACUGGACCCUGCUCUGAUUAGACCUGGUCGUAUAGACCGUAAGAUCGAGUUCCCCCUGCCGGAUGAGAAGACCAAGAGGAGGAUCUUCCAGAUCCACACCAGCAGGAUGACCGUGGCGGAUGAUGUAACCCUGGACGAGCUCAUCCUGGCUAAGGAUGACUUGUCAGGAGCAGACAUAAAGGCUAUCUGUACAGAGGCAGGGUUGAUGGCUUUGAGGGAGAGGAGGAUGAAGGUCACCAACGAGGACUUCAAGAAGUCCAAGGAGAACGUCCUUUACAAGAAGCAGGAAGGGACACCUGAGGGACUCUACCUCUAACUCCCCCAAACCUCCACCCCUCCCCGGUCACUCCCCCAAACCUCCACCCUCCCUGGUCACUCCCCCAAACCUCCACCCCUCCCCAUCAUCCGACGUCUUUCACUACUUCAGUCUCUGUAAAAAAUAAAUGAAAAGGCAUCAAUCCUACAUCCUGCCCUUCUUUUAGGCCCUGUCUGAUUCAACCUGAUGGGAUAGGUACUUCAGUUCACAGCUGCCUUCAAUCCAGUCCCAUAUCAGAUCUCAAGAAGGUUGUACAGCAGGAUGUAUUCUAGCCGGAUGGUACCCCUGCCACCCAGACUCACAUGCAGAUCUCUUAACUUGAUGUUAGCUGUUCAUUUCCCCUCUCUGUAGAAUCUUUGGCUGUAAUGUUGUGUCUGAGCGUGGCUGAGUAUUACAUGUUGGCACAAUGGCAAACUACACACCUCUGGAUUUGUAUUUACAAUAAAGUUUGUAUUGAUAAUGAAAA